Messenger RNA from Coprinopsis cinerea okayama7#130, 741 nucleotides. RefSeq lists its product as hypothetical. The record is from RefSeq and is a predicted model, not a curated record. Gene Ontology annotation, biological process: carbohydrate metabolic process. Bases 1 to 741 code for a protein of 246 amino acids. NCBI's taxonomy places the organism in Eukaryota, Fungi, Basidiomycota, Agaricomycetes, Agaricales, Psathyrellaceae. The transcript has 4 exons. Gene Ontology annotation, cellular component: extracellular region. Gene Ontology annotation, molecular function: cellulose binding.
AUGUUGAAAGCUUCGAUUAUCGCAGUUACCUUGUGCGCUGCUUUGGUGAACGGACAAGCUACCGCUGGACCUUAUGGACAGUGCGGUGGUCAAGGAUGGUCAGGCCCGACUGAAUGUACCUCAGGCUAUACGUGUACCGUCUCCAAUCAAUGGUACUCUCAAUGCCUUCCGGGUGCUGCUCCAACUACUGUCGCCCCGCCAGUCACGCAACCACCGGUCACUCAGCCGCCAACUGGACCCACUCCAUCCGCACCUGUACCCGCACCUGACGCAACACCGACCUUGAUUCCAGGACACUCGUUCAUUCGAGCAGUCUCAGCCCCUAACUUCCGCAAAUACCUGCGCUCUCAAGUGCGAGGGAGAGCUUCUGAUGCUGUCCUAGGCGAAUACACCGAGGCCGCCCUCUUCCGUCUCGAAAACGGCCAGCUCAUCCAAAACGUCCCAGACGGCUCGGUGCUCUACGCACAUGUUGAGCCGAGAACGGAUUCGAGUAUGAAUAAACUCAAGGUCACUUGGGAGACUACCCAGGCGACGAAUGGGAGAUUUGUCUGGAGUGGGGAUACUUUGGAGUGGAGCAGCCCUUCGGUUAGCAGGCCGCAGAGCAACGCCUGGCUUGUUUGCCCGGACGCCCAGGGUAACAAGUUGGUGUACAUCAACCUUGGACCCUAUGGGUACCAGACCCCGGCGGGAUGCGCUGACCAGACCAUCCAUGCGUAUACCGGACCCAUUGCUGUCCCUUAG